CUCAUAAUGACGCCUCUAUUGGAGCGCGCACUGUCUCGAGCUUUUCUCCGAGCUUAGUGACGUCAGUUACCUCCUGGCAGCUAGCGAAGUCACUAUCCGAGUGGAGGCUCUUGAAAGAUACACAAGUAACCCAGUAGGAAAAGACAGACAGGGGAACACUCCCAGUAGGUACCGGGCACGUUAACUGUAAAACGGAAUAUUUUCCUCUGUCACAGCGGAAGAGUAGAAUUGAUCUUACCCCGGAGCUGGGGGUAACGUUCGCGAUACUCUACCGCAAUGGAUAGACUUUUAACUUGUCUAAUUGCUGCGGGCAGCGUAUUGCUUACAGUUCGAGGAGAAGUAUUCAAAGGUGACUGUAACUUUGAGGGGCCCUACACAGCAUGCGGCUACAGCCAGGGUAAGGACGAUGACUUUGAAUGGGAGCAGGCUAACACCAUGGAGAGGCCGUCGCCCAACCCCUGGAUGCCCACAGACUCUGCCUUCAUAAUGGUCAACACCAGCGGACGUUUCUCAGGCCAGAAGGCCCAGUUGCUCAUGCCCCAGCUCAAGGAGAACGACACCCACUGCCUCAUCUUCCAGUACUACGUAGCGGGACAGCGCGAGGGUGCCAACCCGGGCCAGCUCAACGUCUAUGUCAAGGAGAACAACAGUCCGCUGGGCAUCCCUGUGUGGAACGCCUCAGGGCCCGCCUACCCCACCUGGCGCCAGGUGGAACUGGCUGUCAGCACCUUCUGGCCCAACUUCUACCAGAUUGUCUUUGAGGCGGUGAGCACAGGACAAAGAGGUCUACUAGCCAUCAAGGACGUCACACUGCAAGGCCACCAGUGCAUGAGCACCCCCCACUUUCUCCAUAUCAAAGGUGUGGAGGUCAACGCCAGGCAGACUGCCACAUUCCAGUGCACAGUUAACGGUCGACCGCAAGAAGGCCAUAACCUCUGGUUACAGGGUAUCGGAGGGAGACAGGCCCCGAUGAGAGAGACCAAGCCGGUGAACUCCCGCCGCUACAUCGCCACGUUCGACGUGGAGAACACCACCAAGGGAGACUCGGGCCGCUACCGCUGCAUCGUCCACUCAGACAAGGGCGUGGGCGUGUCCAGUUACGCCGACCUGACGGUCAAACAGCCCCCGGUGCCCAUCGCUCCGCCCCAGCUCACCGCCGUGGGUGCAACCUACCUGUGGAUCCAGCUCAACGCCAACUCCAUCAAUGGUGACGGGCCCAUCGUGGAGCGAGAGGUCGAGUACCGCACGGUGGCGGGCAGCCUCAUCGACAACCAGCCCGUGGACAAGACCACACACAAAAUCGGCCACCUGGACCCCGACACGGAGUACGAGAUCAGCGUGCUGCUCACCCGGCCCCUGGAUGGAGGAACUGGGGCGCCCGGACCCCCCCUGAGGGCCAAGACCAAGUGUGCUGACCCCAUGCACGGUCCCCGAAGACUGGAGGUGGUGGACAUCAAGUCCAAGCAGAUCACAGUGCGCUGGGAGCCCUUCGGCUACAACGUGACCCGCUGCCACAGCUACAACUUGACUGUUCAGUACCGCUACCGGGCCGGCGGCAAGGAGGAGACCCGGGAGGAGGUGUGCUACGACACGCUGAGUGUGGCUCCGCAGCACACCAUCCGGAACCUGUCGCCCUACACCAACGUCAGUGUCAAGCUGGUGCUGAGGAACCCAGAGGGCAUCAAGCAGAGCACGAACGUGGGCGUGCUGACCGAUGAGGAUGUGCCUGGCGCUGUGCCACUCGAGUCCAUCCAGGGAAGCACGUACGAGGAGAAGAUCGCCCUGCGAUGGCGCGAGCCUGUCCAGACCUACGGUAUCAUUAAGCAGUAUGAGAUCUCCUACAAGGCCUUGAGCUCCUUCGACACGGAGUUUGACCUGACCAACCAGAGUGGCAAGGUGUUUAAGUUCAGCAACGAGACGUCCCACAUGUUUGUGGGUCUCUACCCCGGCUCCACAUACUCCUUCACCAUCCGGGCCAGCACCGUCAAGGGCUUCGGCCCCCCCGUUAUCACCCAGUUCACCACCAAGAUAUCAGCUCCGUUGAUGCCAGGCUAUGACCAGGAGACUCCCCUGAACCAGACAGACAGCACGGUUACUGUCCUGCUGAAGCCUGCCCAGAGCAGAGGAGCCCCUGUCAGUAAGUACCAGGUGGUUGUGGAGGAAGAGCGCCCUCGGCGGGCACGGAGGGUGGCAGAGAUCCUGCGCUGCUACCCGGUGCCCAUCCACUUCCAGAACGCCACCGUGCUCAACUCACAGUAUUACUUCACGGCCGAGCUGCCCAUGGGCGACAUCAAAACCCCCGUACCCUUCUGCAUCGGAGACAACCGCACCUACAACGGCUACUGGAACGCCCCCCUCCUCCCCCACAAGAGCUACAGCAUCUACUACCAGGCUGUCAGCACAGCCAAUGGGGAGACCAAAAUCGAUUGUGUACGAGUGGCCACUAAAGCCGCCAUAAUCGUGACUCAGCUCACCACUCCCUACAUACGCAUCGCCCCCGCGGCUGGCGACAACCAACUAACAGGGACUGCGACCAGGAAGCCUGACGCGGUAGAGCCGGAGAAGCAGACGGAUCACACGGUAAAGAUCGCUGGAGUCAUCGCCGGUGUCUUGCUCUUCGUCAUCAUCUUCCUCGGUGUGGUGCUGGUCAUGAAGAAAAGAAGAACCUAUCACUCCUACACUUAUUACCUGAAACUGGCCAAGAAGCGCAAGGAGACGAUGAGCAGCACGCGGCAGGAGAUGACCGUGAUGGUGAACUCCAUGGACAAGAGCUACACGGAGCAGGGCACCAACUGUGACGAGGCCAUCUCCUUCAUGGACACCCACAGCCACACACUCAACGGGAGAACUGUUUCCUCGCCCUCGUCAUUCACCAUGAAGACUAACACACUCAGCACUUCUGUACCCACCUCCUACUACCCAGAUCCCUUUGUGCCAACCGCUAUCUUGGAUGAGAACCACACCAUGACCAGUGACACCAGUAGUCUGGUCCAGUCCCACAGUCACUCCUAUAAGAAGAAGAGGGAGGUGGCGGAUGUUCCUCCCUACCAGACCGGUCAGCUCCACCCGGCCAUCCGCGUGGCCGACCUGCUCCAGCACAUCACCCAGAUGAAGUGUGCCGAGGGCUACGGCUUUAAGGAGGAGUAUGAGAGCUUCUUUGAAGGACAGUCUGCACCAUGGGACUCUGCCAAGAAAGACGAGAACAGGAUGAAGAACCGAUAUGGAAACAUCAUUGCAUAUGAUCACUCCCGCGUCCGGCUGCAGGCUAUCGAGGGAGAGCAGAGCUCCGAUUAUAUUAAUGCAAAUUACGUGGAUGGCUACCACAGGCCAAAUCACUACAUUGCUACCCAAGGGCCCAUGCAAGAGACGGUCUACGAUUUCUGGAGGAUGGUGUGGCAUGAGAACACGGCAACCAUCGUCAUGGUGACCAACCUGGUGGAGGUGGGCAGGGUCAAGUGCUGUAAGUACUGGCCUGACGACACUGAGAUCUACAGGGACAUGAAGGUGACCCUCAUCGAGACCCAGCUGCUGUCAGAGUACGUCAUCAGGACCUUCGCCGUGGAAAAGAGGGGAGCCCAUGAGAUCCGGGAGAUCCGUCAGUUCCACUUCACGGGCUGGCCAGACCACGGGGUGCCCUACCACGCCACCGGCCUGCUUGGCUUCGUACGCAGGGUCAAGUCCAAGACCCCUGCCAAUGCCGGGCCCAUGGUGGUCCACUGCAGUGCGGGGGCGGGCAGGACCGGCUGUUUCAUUGUGAUUGACAUCAUGCUGGACAUGGCUGAGAGAGAGGGUGUGGUCGACAUCUACAACUGUGUGAGAGAGUUGCGCUCACGAAGGGUUAAUAUGGUCCAGACAGAGGAGCAGUACGUGUUCAUCCACGACGCCAUCUUGGAGGCGUGUCUGUGCGGGGACACCACCAUCCCAGCCAACCAGCUGCGAUCGGUCUACUAUGACAUGAACCGCCUGGACCCCCAGACUAACUCCAGCCAGAUCAAAGAGGAGUUCAGGACUCUGAACAUGGUGACUCCUACGUUGCGUGUGGAGGACUGCAGCAUCGCCCUGCUCCCCAGGAACCACGAGAAGAACCGCUGCAUGGACGUCCUCCCGCCAGACCGCUGUCUGCCCUUCCUCAUCACCAUCGACGGAGAGAGUUCCAACUACAUCAACGCCGCUCUCAUGGACAGCUACAAGCAGCCGUCUGCGUUCAUCGUUACCCAGCACCCCUUGCCCAACACGGUCAAAGACUUCUGGAGGCUGGUGCUGGACUACCACUGCACCUCUAUAGUGAUGCUCAACGACGUAGACCCAGCACAACUGUGUCCCCAGUACUGGCCGGAGAACGGCGUGCACCGCCACGGGCCCAUCCAGGUGGAGUUUGUGUCAGCUGACCUGGAGGAGGACAUCAUCAGCAGGAUAUUCCGUGUCUACAACGCUGCGCGGCCACAGGACGGGUAUCGCAUGGUGCAACAGUUCCAGUUCCUGGGCUGGCCCAUGUACCGGGACACACCUGUGUCCAAGCGCUCCUUCCUCAAGCUCAUCCGCCAGGUGGACAAGUGGCAGGAGGAGUAUGACGGAGGAGAGGGACGCACCGUCGUGCACUGUCUGAAUGGUGGAGGACGCAGCGGGACGUUUUGUGCAAUCAGCAUCGUGUGCGAGAUGCUCCGCCAUCAGCGUUCGGUUGACGUGUUCCACGCGGUCAAAACACUGAGGAACAACAAACCCAACAUGGUCGACUUACUGGAUCAAUACAAGUUCUGCUAUGAGGUGGCACUGGAGUACUUGAAUUCUGGUUAGCUGGGCUGAAAGAUACCCCCUCCUAACCCCCGCACCAGAGCCCUCACAGCUUACCUGGACUGAGUCUCUUAAACUUGAGUGAAUGUUGGUUACUGGAGGAUAGAACUGAACUGCUGAACAGGGUCAUCCCAUCGCACCUCUACGGAUUUAGGCCGAGGGGAGGAAAGAAGGUGGUUUGGAACCGGACGCUUUUGCACUGCCCUUCCCCCGCCCCCAUUCUACGAUAAAAUGUCCCUGAACUUGAUUAACUUUACUCUGUCUCAUCCCUGACACCCCCCCCCCCCCCAACCCCUCUCCUCUUUCUAAUAGACUGUGUUAGUAUUUACCCUCGUCCUCCCCCGUCCCUCAGAACAGCACCUGAUCACUGAACAGGAGUUCACACUGAUGUAUUCUACUGCCCAUAUGUCAACCCCCCACCCCAACCCUAGUCUUUUUUUAAGUUUAUUUUUUCAACAAAAAAGCUCUCCUCUUGCCAGUGAAUCCUGUUUAUUGCCUUUUUAAUCCUCAUCGGAUGAUCAAUGUCAUUUCCAUUUUUGUGGGGAAUGCGAUAUAAACGUAAUGUUGAUAAAAUGUUGUUUUUUAUCCUUGUUUUUAAUUUCCAUUGAUAAUUUUUUUUUAACAGUGUUUGUUAAUAUGAUGAAGCUGUUUGACAUGUAUAGCUAAAGUUGAACCGGCAUUAUGAAAGAAAGCAAAAUCUUAAAUGUUUAUGCUGCCAUUGCUUCGGUCACUAUGAAUAUCGUCGUAUUGGCAGGAGGAGAAAAAAAAACGCAGUCCGGUACCAUCCACACUCAAGCUUUUCAUCACGUCAGCAGAUCCAAAGCUUAAUUAAUUGUGGUCAUUAUUGUUAAUAUUGUAAAUAUUAUGAAGUUGGACAAACUAUUUAUUCAUUGAGAGUUUUUUGUGAGCACAUUGAGUGACAAUCAUGAUUUUUUUUUUUUGGGGGGGGGGGGUCAUAUUUGUUUUCUUUUCUUGAACUCUGCAUAAUGUUGACCAGAUGUAUUGUAAGCCUUUUAUUUAUCUUGUAUGGAAAAAACAACUCAAACUUACAAAUACAUACAUAUCUACUGA
Messenger RNA from Salvelinus fontinalis (brook trout), 5862 nucleotides. Its product is annotated as receptor-type tyrosine-protein phosphatase mu-like. The transcript has 34 exons. Gene Ontology annotation, biological process: protein dephosphorylation. Gene Ontology annotation, molecular function: protein binding; protein tyrosine phosphatase activity. The coding region runs from base 277 to 4794 and encodes 1505 amino acids. The record is from RefSeq and is a predicted model, not a curated record. Gene Ontology annotation, cellular component: membrane. NCBI's taxonomy places the organism in Eukaryota, Metazoa, Chordata, Actinopteri, Salmoniformes, Salmonidae.